UUGUAAGGCGCCUUUUGAUUGGCUGAGAUUGUCAAAGCGCUCGUGCAGUGAGUUGUUACUUUGUUUCUUGAACACAGAGCGUAAGCUUUGCUUUGAUUAUAAGUUUGUUCGGCUGCUACUUUUCAUUGUACUGUCUGCAUGCAGGCGUCCUUGUGUGGGGAGCCCAAUGGAGCUGGAGGGUCAGUGGUGGAAAGGAGAACUUGCAGAGGACAUCUAUCAGGCCCUGCGUUACAAAGAGCUGCGCUUGCCUGCGUACAAAGGCCAGUCUCCACAGCUGAGUCUUAGACGAUAUUUCGCAGACCUUAUUGCUAUAGUCAGCAACCGGUUCAAGCUGUGCCCUGCGGCCAGACACUUGGCUGUUUAUCUGCUGGACCUGUUCAUGGACCGCUAUGACAUCUCAGUACAGCAGCUACACAUGGUUGCGCUGUCCUGCUUGCUUUUAGCCAGUAAGUUUGAGGAGAGAGAAGACCGCGUUCCGAAGCUGGAGACCCUGAACAGUCUGGGCUGCAUGAGCUCUAUGAACCUGGUUCUGACCAAACAGGGUCUCCUGCACAUGGAGCUGCUGCUCCUCGAGACGUUUCAGUGGAACCUGUACCUCCCCACAGCUGCUCACUUCAUAGAGUACUACCUGCCGGUCGCCGUGAAUGAGACGGACCUACAUGACGGCUGGCCGAUGGUAUGCAUGGAGAAGACCAUGCUGUACAUGUCCAAAUAUGCUGACUACUUCUUAGAGGUCUCUUUACAAGACCAUGCAUUUCUGCGAUUCGUCCCGUCCCUGGUUGCUGCGGCGUGUGUGGCCUCCUCACGGGUAAUCUUGCAUUUGUGUCCGACCUGGCCUCCGUGCCUCCAGUGUCUGUCAGCGUACACCUGGGAGCAGCUGCUGCCCUGCGUGGAGAGACUUCUAAUUGCUCAUGACAGUGACGUAAAGGAAGCAAACAAGCAGAAAUGCCCGCAGUCGACUGCUCAGUCUGCACAGAUGGUGUAUCCCGUCCAGGGUCAGAGUAUGUCCUUGCAUCAGUACAUGCAGCUGCCGAACACUAUUAAUUAUUAA
Messenger RNA from Sinocyclocheilus grahami, 1051 nucleotides. Its product is annotated as cyclin-J-like. Gene Ontology annotation, biological process: mitotic cell cycle phase transition. Gene Ontology annotation, molecular function: cyclin-dependent protein serine/threonine kinase regulator activity. Lineage: Eukaryota; Metazoa; Chordata; Actinopteri; Cypriniformes; Cyprinidae. The record is from RefSeq and is a predicted model, not a curated record. Bases 167 to 1051 code for a protein of 294 amino acids. The transcript has 6 exons.